Argentina anserina (silverweed cinquefoil) is the source of this 1022-nucleotide messenger RNA. Its product is annotated as hydroxyethylthiazole kinase. Gene Ontology annotation, molecular function: hydroxyethylthiazole kinase activity; magnesium ion binding; ATP binding. The record is from RefSeq and is a predicted model, not a curated record. Gene Ontology annotation, biological process: thiamine biosynthetic process. NCBI's taxonomy places the organism in Eukaryota, Viridiplantae, Streptophyta, Magnoliopsida, Rosales, Rosaceae.
ACCAAUUGAAGUUCCAAGGCCAUAGCUAGAAAGCAGAGCAUGGAAAACAACAAGGAAGAACAAGUAGACCAGUCGUGGGAACUACUCAUCGCCGUCCGAUCCCAGUCUCCGCUGAUCCAAUGCAUCACGAACUUCGUCUCCAUGGAUCUCAUGGCCAACACUCUCUUAUCCGCCGGAGCAUCACCGGCCAUGCUCCACACCCUCGAAGAAAUCCCCGACUUCACCCCUCAUGUCCACGCGCUCUGCCUCAACGUCGGCACACUCUCCGCCGCCUGGCUACCGGCCAUGAAGCUCGCCGCCCAAGUCGCCCGCCAGUCCGGCAAGCCUUGGGUUCUCGACCCCGUCGCCGCCGGCGCUUCCGGUUUCCGGUUGAAAGCUUGUUUGGAACUCGUCGAGCUCAAGCCCACUGUCAUACGAGGAAAUGCUUCCGAGAUUAUCUCCCUCGCCAACGCCACCGUGGGACCCACCAAGGGUGUAGACAGUUCCCAUGAGUCCAGCGAUGCAGUGGAAUCGGCCAAGUCAUUGGCUCGGUCCAGUGGCGCCGUAGUUGCAGUUUCCGGAGCUGUGGACUUUGUCACAGAUGGGGAGAGAGUUGUUGGUGCUCACAAUGGGGUUGCCAUGAUGACAAAGAUUACGGCAACAGGGUGUUCUGUCACUGCUCUUGUUGCUGCCUUUGUUGCUGUUGAUCAGACACAUGUUCUGGAAGCUACGGCUGCGGCAUUGUCCCUGUUUGGGAUUGCGGGAGAGAUGGGAAUGGAGAAGGCUAAUGGUCCAGCAACAUUGCGGAUUCACUUGAUAGAUUCACUCCACGGACUGGAUGAAGCUUGUGUGCUUUCUCGUGUUAGAAUCACCAGCUUGUCGUGAAGAAUGAGGAGCUCUUUACGUGGUUUGUAUAUUGCCUAUAGAUUUGCGUUUUUUUUCUCUGUGAGUUUUCGUAUAGUGAGCCAUUGCAUGAAUGAUGAAUAAAUAGACUGUACUUUGUUCAUUGUCCUGAUACUAUUUAGUGGCAAUAAGUAAAUAUU